Messenger RNA from Trifolium pratense (red clover), 2228 nucleotides. RefSeq names its product protein RTF1 homolog. NCBI's taxonomy places the organism in Eukaryota, Viridiplantae, Streptophyta, Magnoliopsida, Fabales, Fabaceae. Gene Ontology annotation, cellular component: Cdc73/Paf1 complex. The transcript has a single exon. Bases 1 to 1980 code for a protein of 659 amino acids. The record is from RefSeq and is a predicted model, not a curated record. Gene Ontology annotation, molecular function: DNA binding; RNA polymerase II C-terminal domain phosphoserine binding.
AUGGCAGACUUGGAAAACAUGCUUCUAGAGGCAGCCGGUAGGAAGAAUUCUCCGGUUAGAAAGCGACAAAAGAUUCGAAACACAAGAACAAAACACGAGGAUGCAGCGUUCUCUGAUGAUGAAAGUGAUUCCAAAGAGGAAGACUCUGAUAAAGGUGUUGGUAAUGUAAACAAAAGGUCAACAACAACAAGUGCAUCCAAUGUUCCAUUGAAGAAGAGGUUUGAAUUGGAAACCACCAAAAGAAGUAAUAAAAAUAAUAAUGUUGGUGAUGAAGGUAAAAGCCAAGGAAAAGAACGUGAAUCGAAGGAUCAUGAAAAUGGUAUUAGAGAAGAUGAUAGCAGUGAAGAAUCUGAUGAUAUUGGUAGAAAUAUUUACAAGAAUGAAGAUGACAAAAAAAGGCUUACUAAGAUGACAGAACUCGAAAGAGAAAUGAUUUUGUCUGAAAGAGCAACGAAGAAAGGCGACAAAGAGUUAAAAGAGAAAAUGAUCAUGAAAAUGAAUAGAGAAAAGAAUAAAACAAUUGCAAAAGCUUCUAGUUCUAAUAAUAAACCACCACCUCUUCCUUCAUCUACCAAGAUUCGUUCGUCUGCUAGAAACGCCGAGAAAACAGCUGCAAAAGGCGAUGUAUUAAGCGAACUGCGUGCUAAAAGGAUGAAGCAACAAAGCGUGGAGAAUCAUGGAAAAUCAGAAAAGAAGAAGAAAAAGACAGAAGUUUUGGAAAAUAAUCCAAGUAGCUCAAGUGAAAGUGAGAGUGUUGUGAGAUCUGAAAGCGAAAAAGAAUCUUCUUCUUCGGAUGAUGAUGGUGAAUUAGUUGACAGUGAUGAUGAUAAGAACAUCGAUGAUUUAGAUAAACCAACAUUUGAGGAUAUAAAGGAAAUUACUAUAAGGAGAUCAAGGCUUGUUAAAUGGUUAAAUGAACCAUUUUUUGAGGAACUAAUGGUUGGUUGUUUUGUGAGAAUUGGUAUAGGAAAAUCAGAGAAUGUACCUGUUUAUAGACUCUGCAUGGUUCAAAAGGUUGAAAGUGGUGAUCCUAAUAAACACUACAAGGUAGAAAAUAGAGUGACACAUAAGUACUUAAUUUGUGUUUGGGGAAGUGAAAGUUCUGCUGCUAAAUUUCAAGUGGCUGUAGUUUCUGAUUCUACACCAUUAGAGAAAGAAUUCAAACAAUGGCUUAGAGAAGUUGAGAGAACAUGUAGCUAUAGACCAAGCAAGGUAAAUGUAAAGGAAAAGAAGGAAGCUAUAAAAAGAACAAACACAUAUGUUUACUCGGCCGCUACGGUGAAACAAAUGUUGGAGGAGAAGAAAACUGCACCGUCUAGGCCGUUGAAUAUUGCAGUAGAAAAGGAUAGGCUGAAGAGGGAGUUCGAGGUUGCGGAAAGCAAAAACGACGAGGCAUGGAUGGAGAGGAUUCAAACAAAGUUAUCGGAAUUAGAAGCGUUGCGUCGUGCGAGAGAGAACAAUGUUAAGGCUAUUAGGCUUGAUGAGAUGAACAGAAAGAAUCGUGUUGAGAAUUAUAAAAAUUUGUCCGAGCAUAGAAAUAUGAACGCGAAUUUGAAAGCGGGCGAGGAAGGGUAUGAUCCUUUUUCUAGAAGGUGGACAAGGUCAAGAAACUACUAUAAUGAAGAUCAAGGAAAAGAGAAUAAAGAAGGUAAAGGAGAAAAAGAUGAACAAAAAAUUGUUGGUGUUGAGGCUACAAAAGAAUCAUUGAAAGAAGCUGCUGAUGCAGGGAAGUUGAUUGAUACUACUGCUCCUGUGGAUGUUGGAACAGAAUCAAAUAUGUUGCAUGAUUUUGAGGUAUCAAUUUCAUUGGCUGAACUUAAGAAAUUUGGUAAAGGACAAGAACAAAGAAGAGAUGUGUUUUUUGCAAGGAAACAAAAGAUAGAAGCAACGGUUGGUUACCAAGUACCUGAAAAUGAUGGGAGAAAGCAUCCUCUUACAUUAACAAUUAGUGACUAUAAGAGAAGAAUGGGGCUUCUUUGACUCAAAAGUUUGAUUCUUUUAUUUUCUUUUGGUGUUAACCCUCAUGUUCCAAGGGGAGGGGCCCCGAUAAUUCAGUGUUCGGCCGCGAGGUAAGUAAAGUUUGAUCAAGAAUUGUUUUCACUAGGAAUCGAACUCGGGUUCUCCCGAACAAUUCAUCAUAAGGAGAACUCAAAAGUUUAUUCUAUGAAUUAUUAGUGGUGAUUUAAUUUCAUUUAUUUUAUUGUCGUUACUAGUUGUUUGUAAAAUUU